AUGGUUCCUCAAUACCUAAAAGAAGACAUGUGCAAAAGGUUUUUGAAGUUGAAAGAAAUCGAAAAUCGAUUUGGCAUUGGCCCCUCGAUCCUCUUCUUCAUAGUGGACAUCUUCCUAUCAAUUCCGCUCGGUCCACUUCUCGUUCCAUUCGAUUCUCAUGAUGUGGAGAGGCUCUCGCUGGUUAUUCUCGGCACCAUCUGGAUGACUUCGAAAUUCAGAAGAACGAUGGCAGCUGUAGUUCCUAAGCUCGAGACGUAUUCUCCGCGCGGCCCUUGCAAAUUCGAAGAAACUUAUUUUUGGACAGAAAGUGUUCUUCUAUCGCCCGAUGAAGAAAUCACGGAAGAUGCUGCUUCCUCAGCUGAGAAUCAAGAAGAUGGUUAA
Molecule: messenger RNA, 381 nt
Organism: Colletotrichum godetiae
Lineage: Eukaryota; Fungi; Ascomycota; Sordariomycetes; Glomerellales; Glomerellaceae
Exons: 1
Coding region: 1-381 (126 amino acids)
Source: RefSeq, a predicted model, not a curated record